AUGGCAUCGCUCUGUGACAUUCCUGCUGUGCAGAAUGAACUGGGAAGGUCAAGGAAAAAUGCUAAGUUCGUGGAGGGGAUGGUGUUGGAUGUCAUGGCCAGGGAGAGCAGUGAGCGGAGGAAGAAGCAGGAGAGGAGAACGGAGCAAGGCCCCCAGACUGAAAGGAGAGCAAAGAGGAAGAGGAAAUUUGGACAUACUGAGAGACCACAGAAGCCCGCAUGCACAAAAAGACCACAGGAGGCCACAUGCGCAGAGAGAUCACGGCAGGAAGCAACAAUGGGAUGGCCAUUUGCAAGCCGGAGGGAGAGAGACCACAGAGACAACCAGUCCUGCCAGCACUUUGAUCUUGGACUUCCAGCCUCCAGAAUUGUGUGUGCAGAGCGGAGCGGACCUUGCUGUUCCAAGACUGAGGCACAGGUCUGGACUCUGCACACCCACCCUCACAGUCCCACAGACCUGAGUAUAGAUCUCUGCUGUGAACAGCGCCCCUUUAGAGGAGACGCUGACCUGCAUGACCCUAGGAGAGAAAUGCCAUGGCAUUUCCCGCCAACCCAGUGGAAUGGGAGAUUGGAGGCAGAUUUAAUUCUUUUCAACGAAAAUACAUUAUGUGAUCCUUCUUGCACAUAUAUUUGUGAAAUAAGAUUCCUGUUUCAUGUAUGA
Rangifer tarandus platyrhynchus (Svalbard reindeer) is the source of this 660-nucleotide messenger RNA. The record is from the annotation of a GenBank genome assembly. Lineage: Eukaryota; Metazoa; Chordata; Mammalia; Artiodactyla; Cervidae.